Messenger RNA from Siniperca chuatsi (mandarin fish), 3537 nucleotides. It is a transcript of the gene igfbp6b, whose product is annotated as insulin-like growth factor binding protein 6b. Gene Ontology annotation, molecular function: fibronectin binding; insulin-like growth factor II binding; insulin-like growth factor I binding. The record is from RefSeq and is a predicted model, not a curated record. Gene Ontology annotation, biological process: regulation of insulin-like growth factor receptor signaling pathway. The transcript has 6 exons. Gene Ontology annotation, cellular component: extracellular region. Bases 1491 to 2096 code for a protein of 201 amino acids. NCBI's taxonomy places the organism in Eukaryota, Metazoa, Chordata, Actinopteri, Centrarchiformes, Sinipercidae.
UUUAAAAUGAUGAAAAUAUUAGCUGGAUCUCACCAUGAAAAAAAAACUCACAACCCACUUUAACCUAUUUUGAUGUGGUUCUGGGUCUGGUGACAUUCUCCCCCCUUCUGUUGACAGUGUGUUUCAUGAUCCUAAACUGAAAUAUUACUACCAAAAUCUUGAAGUGGUUAGGUGUUACUACUCAACAGGGCAGAGCAGUGUCCCACCACAGGGUUUGUGUGGAUUCUGUUGAAAGCAGCAGUGGCAGCAGAGAGACUUUCUGAGCCAGCUGGGAUAGACCUGAGCUGGGGAGGCAGAGAGGAGGAAGAAACUGCGUGGCUGGAGGAGGAAAAAUGAAUAACCCAGGGCAGUGUGGAAAAGAGAGCCCCCGUUGGUCUGGCGUGCGUCUUGGAACAUUCUCCUGAUAUGUGGAAACAGACUAAUGCUGUAGCUCGCGAGCUGAUGGGAACACAAGACGGCAGGUGAUUUCUGCCCUCCGUGCCAAGAUUAAUCAGAACAACAGGCUGCUGAUGGCAAAGCAGUUUUUGGCCUCAUGUCACCCUGAAUUCCAGCAAGUACAGGCCAGUGGGUUUGUCUGUGUGCUCUGUCAUGUCUGCACUACUACAGCGGGAGCGAAUGACCCAGUGCCAGAGAUAACACAGGAGACGGUGGGACUCUAGAUAAGAGAGGAAUUCCUCAACACUCUGCACUGCCGCCAACCUCUACCAAGGAUCUUCAUAUGCACAUCCUUGACUUUGCUUUCAGUUUCUCUUUUUAUACGUCCUGCAUGUGCAUAUAUAUUCUUGCAGUGCCAUAAUGUGCUGUGUGUGAUAGUAGAGCAUCGUUACUCAGUGGCAAAAGUAGAACAAUAACUAAAAUACUUGGCUCAAAUAGAACUGCUGAUGCCUUAAAUUUGACUGUGUUAUAAUAUAAGACACUUCUAUAGAUUAUUCAGGUAAAAGUAAAAGUGCCGCCUCACCUAAUCACAAAAAGGCUGACAUAAAAGUACAGACUUUAUAAACUACUCCGAACCGGAGGUUGGAGAGUACUUCACAGGCUACUGAAGUAUUUUAACUACAGUAAUUGCAAUGUUACUUUUUGCAUCUGUCUUGAAGAGUGAAAGAAUUAUGCUUUGUAUAUUUUAGUAUAACAACAUCAUUUAUAUACACUAAAUAACCUGUAUUUAUUCAUCAGAAUACCACACAGACAUGACAGUUUUAUCAUGUCAGGAAUGGCAGGAACAAGUGUUGGAAGAUGGAAAAUCCUAACUGGCCGAGUGGAGCGAUGGAUUACAUUAUUAGCAGUUUGGCUCGGGCUGGUCGAUGUGCAUUCCUGCAAAAGGGACUCAACCGGCAAAGCACCAAGGAAAGAUACUGUAUAGAAACGGGAAGAAGACUGAGGAAAGGGGAGAGAAAGGGAGAGAGAGGGAAAAAUAUACAUCCAGAAAUAGCAUCAGCCACAUUUAACUGACAGAGAGUGACAGAGUGGAGAACCUGAGACCUGGACAGAAAAUGCCUAUCCUUUCUAACUUAACAGCCGUUGUUUUGUUGCUGAUUGCACACUGCGGAUCAUGGACCGGGGCAAACCGCUUGGGCCCCUUCAAGGUCUGUCCCUCCUGCAGGGAUCCACUGGGGGCAGGUCGGCCCCCCAGGGACCAUAAUGUUGCCGGCAGCACGUCAGUGUUGGCCCAGGGAGAGCCCUGUGGUGUGUACACCCUGAGCUGUGCCAAGGGGCUCCGCUGUGUUCCCCCAGCAAGGGAGCACAGCCCCCUCCAGGCUCUGUUGCAGGGAAGGGGCAUUUGCGCCAAGCACAGCAGGACUAGUCCCACUGAGAGGCCCCACCCCACAGGUCCCCAUCCCUCACACAGUGGUGACAUUGAAAGAGCACCCUGCCGCAAGCUGCUCAAUAGUGUCCUGAGGAGUCUGGAGAUGACAAUCUUCCAGUCUGACCGUGACAUCUAUAUACCCAACUGUGACACCCGUGGCUUCUACAGGAAAAAGCAGUGCCGCUCCUCCAAGGGCAUGCAGCGUGGCCACUGCUGGUGCGUGGACGAGCUCGGCACGCCCGUGCCCUCACGUGCCAGCGAAGAUGGCACUUUACCGUGCGAUGAGGAGUGAGGGAUGAUUCUGUCCUAUUGCUCUGAGCCUGGAGGAAGAGGAGAAGUUGGAGGAGGAGGAGGAGGAGGUGGUGGUGGAGGAGCAGGAGCACAGGGAGAGGGGGUGGCUUUAGCAUGUGCUAGACACUGCCUGGACAGGAGGUAGCAGGGAUAAACCACUUCCUAUGGAAAAUACACACAAGUUAACGUUCAUGUCCUCUCUAGAAGCAAGACACACACACUCUCACAGUCCAGCAGCAGCAACAAUAACAUCUGCCUGAAUGUUCAACAGUUGCAGCAACGUCCUCUGCGUCGUCUGGUGACAUGCUGCAUGCUCACAUUAAUGCUCCGUGAACUGCCUCAGUGAUCCAAGCGGUAUUACUCCGAAUGAUCUCUAUAUUCCCUGGCUCUUGUCCUGGCUUUCUGGUAGAUUUUUAUUUUCCUUUUAACUUUAGGAUAGCUGACACUGCCUGUGUUUGUUCUGAUCUCAGUGGGCUGAAAUACUGUUACGCAGGUGAUGUGACACAAAUGUUUAAAAAAUGUGUCUCCCUCACCGUCCUCUCUCCCUCUCUCCAAAGAUACACUGAUAUCAACAUACCUAAUUGACAGAAUAUUUCUUUUCUAUUAAUUUAUUUUUGAGUCUGUAUUUCCAUCAAGUACUGCUUGAAUCUUACAGUAUCUUAUAUAUGUGUCAAGUCAGAAAAAAUAGUCAUACGAAUAUGAUCCUGGAUGCUUCUGUUCAUUUUAUUUGUCAAAAUGGUGUUCUGACUGCUUAUUAGUUGAUUGUUUGUACAUAUGUUGGAAUUUUGUGGUCGACUGUUUGUUCUGAAGUGGCAGACAAAAGCUUACGGCUGUUACCCUUUUCAAAAAGUUGUAAGGCAUAUUUUUAUACACGUCAAUAUAAUAUUUUAUAUAUGAAUUGUUGGUUUAUUUAAUGAACUACAGUACAAUGCCAUGUAUUUUUAUAUUGUCAGCAGUUUUCUUAUUUAAAGACAGAGAUUAUUUUAUUUCAUGUUAGGGGAGUGUUGUGCUUUAAAGGCACCUUUAUGGCAAAACUCAUCACAUUCAUCAGAGCUCUAUUCAACUGCUGCACAUCUUUAUGGUUAUAUCUCAUGUUUUUAUUUCCUUUUUAUUUAUGCUUUGUUUAUUUGAAAAUUGAGAAUGUCCAUGUUACUAUUAUGUUUUAUUUUGGCACAUCAUACUACAAAUUCUGAUUUCAAUAGAGGAAAAAAAAUGAUCAAAUUUGUUACUGUUAUAGUAUGUCUUUCCCAAGUCCUUGCAAAAGUCAUGAAAUUGUGUGCUAUUAAAUUGUGAUUAGAAUUUAUCUAUUUCUGAACAAUCUUGUGCCAAUGUGUGUGCCGUGAUGAUAGGUCCGUGCACAAAGGACCUGUAAGAUUUGCAAAUAUGAAAAUAAAACAUAAUGAUAAUAAAAAUGGAGAAGAAUUAAACAUAUAUUAAUAUAA